GCUGUGUCACUUGAGCAGGCAACAUGUCCUAGUUGAGUUAGAUAUAGAUGGCCUUCCAGUACUUAGUACGUUAUCGUGUCAAAAAGUCAAGUGGGGCCCGAGAGCAAGGAUCCGGUGCAACAUGGCCUCGAAAGGUUAUCGUGUGGAUGGGAUGCCCUGACUGCGAGCGCUCAAGGAAAUUGAUGUACGAAAAUGCUCGAUUGGGGCACUGGGUGAUUUCUUCGAGGGGUCGAAGUGCUCUCAGGCAACCAAAGUUUCCCAAUUUCCUUUUUUGUCUUGCGCUGAUUACAGAUUUGGUUCAUCAGUGACGCCACAACCCGCAAGUAUACUCUAUAAUUCUUGGCCGUCGGAUGCGUUUUGUCUAUGUCUAUGCAAGCCGAUAACGGAAGUAUGACCGGCUGCCACAACGAAAAUGCAUAAAAGGUGGGGCAAAUUCAUUCUCUUUAAUCAUUCAACCUACCAACUCUCUUCCAAGAACUACUACUGCCUACUACUAGCAAUGCGUGCUUCUACUAGCUCUACUGUCUGCAUGUCUUCCAAGACUGCAUUCUCAUCCGAACAGUCAUCAUCAUCCAACUCGCAUCACUGCACGCGCCACUCUCAUCCCACACCCGUAUCAAUGCGCAUUUCAUCUGAUGAUGACUCUUGCAUGGACUUCAAUGCACCUCAGUGUUGCCACUGUGGCUGGCGCGGAUCUCACUCGCCUAGCUGUCCCUUCCGCUGAGCACACACAAUGAUUACGUUUUUUUUACUAUAUUUAUUCCCUUUGCUCACAAUUGUCUCAUCAUCGAUCAUCCAUCCAUGUUGUCAUUGGACUCUUUAUCGCAUUGUAUCAACAUACAUCUACACCCCGUGCAUAAACGCACAUUAGUCAUCGAGGUCUCAUCGCAGUUGUAGGAUCACGGGAGGAGGGAGGAGGUUGUGCAGAGUCGUUGUGCGGAUUCCUCGGGGCGGCAGGAUAUUUUAGCCUCACAAUUUUGCCG
This is a messenger RNA of Suillus subaureus, 983 nucleotides long. RefSeq lists its product as uncharacterized. The record is from RefSeq and is a predicted model, not a curated record. NCBI's taxonomy places the organism in Eukaryota, Fungi, Basidiomycota, Agaricomycetes, Boletales, Suillaceae. Bases 413 to 724 code for a protein of 103 amino acids. The transcript has 2 exons.